AUGGAUGGAUGUCGAUUACUGACUUGUAUUACGGGUGACCUGGCUGGGAAUGGAGGGGUAGUGGAUGGAAGACAGGAGACAGACACGAGACGGGAGUCGGCGACGUCGGUGGGGUGGUGGGUUACCGAGGGCUCCAGCUGUCGGCUGAUAAAGAGGCUGAGGUCUGAGGCGUUAAGCUUCACAGUGAAAGCAGAGCUUACGGGAGUGACACAGGGCAAUGGCCCUUCUCCGGCCCACACGGUCCCCAGCACAGAGCCCAGGCCAAAGCAAAGACACAUGGAUAAACAGGCCCAGAUGACACUCCACGCCUGUAAAGGCGGCUGGGCUAAGACGGCCAGGCCCCCCCCCCCGCCAGCCACCUCUCCAGCUGCCUUCCAGGCCUCCUCUCCAGCUGCCUUCCAGGCCUCCUCUCCAGCUGCCUUCCAGUACACCUCUCCAGCUACCUUCCAGGCCAUCUCUCCAGCUGCCUUCCAGGCCUCCUCUCCAGCUGCCUUCCAGGCCACCUCUAAAGCUGACUUCCAGGCCACCUCUCAAUCUGCCUUCCAGCACAUCUCUCCAGCUGCCUUCCAGGCCUCCUCUCCAGCUGCCUUCCAGGCCUCCACUCCAGCUGCCUUCCAGCACAUCUCUCCAGCUGCCUUCCAGUACACCUCUCCAGCUACCUUCCAGGCCACCUCUCCAGCUGCCUUCCAGGCCUCCACUCCAGCUGCCUUCCAGGCCACCUCUAAAGCUGACUUCCAGGCCACCUCUCCAUCUGCCUUCCAGCACAUCUCUCCAGCUGCCUUCCAGGCCUCCUCUCCAGCUGCCUUCCAGGCCUCCACUCCAGCUGCCUUCCAGGCCACCUCUAAAGCUGACUUCCAGGCCACCUCUCCAUCUGCCUUCCAGCACAUCUCUCCAGCUGCCUUCCAGUACACCUCUCCAGCUACCUUCCAGGCCACCUCUCCAGCUGCCUUCCAGGCCUCCACUCCAGCUGCCUUCCAGGCCACCUCUAAAGCUGACUUCCAGGCCACCUCUCCAUCUGCCUUCCAGCACAUCUCUCCAGCUGCCUUCCAGGCCUCCUCUCCAGUUGCCUUCCAGGCCUCUACUCCAGCUGCCUUCCAGGCCACCUCUAAAGCUGACUUCCAGGCCACCUCUCCAUCUGCCUUCCAGCACAUCUCUCCAGCUGCCUUCCAGUACACCUCUCCAGCUACCUUCCAGGCCACCUCUCCAGCGGCCUUCCAGGCCUCCACUCCAGCUGCCUUCCAGGCCACCUCUAAAGCUGACUUCCAGGCCACCUCUCCAUCUGCCUUCCAGCACAUCUCUCCAGCUGCCUUCCAGUACACCUCUCCAGCUACCUUCCAGGCCACCUCUCCAGCUGCCUUCCAGUACACCUCUCCAUCUGCCUUUCAGGCCACCUCUCCAGCUGCCUUCCAGGCCCUCUUUCCAGCUACCUUCCAGGCCUCCUCUCCAGCUGCCUUCCAGUACACCUCUCCAGCUGCCUUCCAGGCCAUCUCUUCAGCUGCUUUCCAGGCGACCUCUCCAGCUGCCUUUCAGGCCUCCUCUCCAGCUGCCUUCCAGAGGACAGCUACCUUCCAAGCCAUCUCUCCAGCUGCCUUGCAGGCCUCCUCUCCAGCUGCCUUCCAGUACACCUCUCCAGCUGCCUUCCAGGCCACCUCUAAAGCUGACUUCCAUUACACCUCUCCAACUGUCUUCCAGCACACCUCUCCAGCUGCCUCCCAGGCCAUCUCUCCAACUGACUCCCAGUACACCUCUUCAGCUUCCACUGCCUUCCAGUACACCUCUCCAGCUGCCUUCCAGUACACCUCUCCAGCUGCCUUCCAGUACACCUCUCCAGCUGCCUUCCAAUACACCUCUCCAGCUGCCUUCCAAUACACCUCUCCAGCUGCCUUCCAAUACGCCUCUCCAGCCGCCUUCCAAUACACCUCUCCAGCUGCCUUCCAAUACACCUCUCCAGCUGCCUUCCAAUACACCUCUCCAGCUGCCUUCCAAUACAUCUCUCCAGCUGCCUUCCAGUACACCUCUCCAGCUGCCUUCCAAUACAUCUCUCCAGCUGCCUUCCAAUACACCUCUCCAGCUGCCUUCCGAUACACCUCUCCAGCUGCCUUCCAAUACACCUCUCCAGCUGCCUUCCAAUACAUCUCUCCAGCUGCCUUCCAAUACGCCUCUCCAGCUGCCUUCCAAUACACCUCUCCAGCUGCUUUAAAAUACACCUCUCCAGCUGCCUUCAGAUACACCUCUCCAGCUGCCUUCCAAUACACCUCUCCAGCUGCCUUCCGAUACACCUCUCCAGCUGCCUUCCAAUACACCUCUCCAGCUGCCUUCCAGGCCACCUCGCCAGCUGCCUUCCAGGCUAUCUCUCCAUCUCAUUCCAAGUCUGUACCCCAGGAACUGUGA
Oncorhynchus keta (chum salmon) is the source of this 2391-nucleotide messenger RNA. RefSeq lists its product as uncharacterized. The coding region runs from base 1 to 2391 and encodes 796 amino acids. The transcript has 6 exons. NCBI's taxonomy places the organism in Eukaryota, Metazoa, Chordata, Actinopteri, Salmoniformes, Salmonidae. The record is from RefSeq and is a predicted model, not a curated record.